Olea europaea var. sylvestris is the source of this 1741-nucleotide messenger RNA. Its product is annotated as nucleolar protein 13-like. Bases 227 to 823 code for a protein of 198 amino acids. Lineage: Eukaryota; Viridiplantae; Streptophyta; Magnoliopsida; Lamiales; Oleaceae. The transcript has 2 exons. Gene Ontology annotation, molecular function: RNA binding. The record is from RefSeq and is a predicted model, not a curated record.
CAAUUGCCGCUGAUUCAUACACGCUUGCACGCAAACCCGAACCCAAACCCUAAUCCCCAAUCGCUCUGUCCACAAACCCAAAUUGGCAUUUUAAUUCCCUCUGUUUCAGAAUAAUUAUAUGCAUUGGCAAGAUAUCAUUUCGUAGAUAUAGGUGGAGCAGAAGCUUUUGUCCAGAGUUCAAAGACCUUUCUUUAUCUUCUACAAGUGAAUUUAUACUUGAGAUUAAAUGAGUGGUAGAGAAGCAAGAGGCAGGUCUCGUAGGGAUUAUCCUGCGAAAUCUGAAGAGAAAUCCCAGCAUGGUCGGGGAAACAAUCCCCCAUCGAGACACCUUUGGGUUGGAAAUCUUUCGCACAACUUAACAGAGAAUGAUUUGGCCCAUCAAUUUCUCAAGUUUGGGGAUCUUGAGAGUCUUGCAUUUCAACUGGGUCGCAGUUAUGCUUUCAUUAACUAUAGAAAUGAUAAAGAUGCUUUUCUUGCAGUAAGAGAGCUCCAAGGUUUUGUUCUUGCAGGCAAUCCACUUAAGAUUGAGUUUGCGAAGGCGGUUAGUUUUGUUGAUCUUUGUCUACUUGCCUUUUGGUACCAUUUUGAUGCCACUUCCUACAUAUGUACAUUUUUUAUCGGUUCUAUGGAAUCUAUGGCAAUUCAAGACAGCUUGGUGAUACAGAAUAUUAGAAGCAUACACAAAGAAGCAACAUCAUGCCUUGUUCAGUCUAACUCAUCCAUCACUUAUUUAAGAAAAUAUGAAAAAUCAGUCAAAUUCAUCAGUCUUCCACUCCAAAGCAAAAAACAAAAAAGACAAAGCAAGAUGCUAUGUAAUAUUUAACUCUUCAUCCAAUGAACAUAAGCCCUGAAAGGGAUGUGAAGCCAUUCUCAAUGUCUUCCACUGACCCAUUGAAUCCAGGCGACGAGGGGAAUUCAUUGAUUGAAUCCAUUUUUGAUGAUGUGCCGCUAACAAGGCCGACCUAUUCUCCCAAUGCAAUCUGGUUUUGUAUGGGCAUGGAAUUCGAUCCUAUCUCAAUAAUCCAAUUUUUCGACUGCAUAAUAUACUCUCCACUCAAUAAGCAUUAGCAUUAGCAUUAGGCCUCACUUCUGUUUUGAACGAAAUGAUUAGAUCUGCAAAGAUUUCUUAAUGCUAUACCACUGAAUUGUAUGGAAGGUCCUAAAAGGCACACAUUGAUUUUACAUUUAUGGUACUCUGUUACUUCUCCACUGUGGGAAACUAAAAGCUUGGUGUCAUAUGAAUAAUUUUGAAAGGUUGCAAAAGUCACGUCUCAUUUUUACCAUCUAUGAAUCAGGCUCUGAUAUGGCUGCAAUCUUGACAAAUGAGAGCUCGAUACCUGUAAAAAUUAAACACUUCCUGAAAGUCACACCUUGGUUCUACCAGUAUGAAACAAGCUUUUUAUUUCCAUCGAAAUUUCGAUGAAUGAAAUGCAAAUGAAUUGAACACAAUGAAUAGUGUCUUCAGCAGCACUAUUGCUGAAAGAGGAUUGAUAUGUUUGUCACUAAUAAAGGUGGACCACUCAUUUAACAGAAAAUGUCAUUUCACCAGUCAUACACAAUUUUGAACUUGUAUAGAAAAAUUCUCAUAUCUACAUGGAUGUAGAUAUACAUUCAUGAUGGUAGUAAGCAUGAGUUUUGCAAGAUUGUUGCUAAAGAUUCUGUUACAAGGUAGUUAGAAUGGGUUAGAAAAAAUCUGAAGUUUCAGCCACUGUAGGAAAGCUUUAAGGAAAGCUAGAAUGAG